Erythranthe guttata (spotted monkey flower) is the source of this 1225-nucleotide messenger RNA. The record is from RefSeq and is a predicted model, not a curated record. NCBI's taxonomy places the organism in Eukaryota, Viridiplantae, Streptophyta, Magnoliopsida, Lamiales, Phrymaceae.
CGGGUUGCCCCGAUCCGGAAAAAGGAAAGAUCCGUAUCAAAUAACCCCCAAAAUUCACGCGCCUCCGUUGAAUUUCACGAUUUCACUCCGCGGAUGCUACCAACCUGCAACGGCGCCUCCACCGGCCACAUGUCGGACAGUGGACGUGGAAUUGCGUGAACGCAGCCCUCUCAUUGGCUACAAACGUUGUACCCCUGACACUCUGUCCACACAAACAGUCGCCAUUCUGAACACCCUGCUGCUCUACACUUGCCCUCCGAACACACACAAACACGCACUGGUAUAUAUACCCGAGGAAAAAAUGGCACCUUCCUCCUGCACUAGGGUUUGUAGACUGUCGCCGCUAGGGUUUCAGUGUACUAGGAUUGUCGGCGCAAGGUUUCAGAAAAAAUGGUGUCAGUCAGAGCCAAGAGAGCUAAAAUGGCUGCGGAGGCGGCGGCGGCGGCGGCGGAAGCUGAACAACAAAAGGCUGUUGCCAUGGCGAAGGUCCGGGAACUCCAAGAUGAGCUUCAAAAGGUGACCGAUAAACUUGUAAAGAAGACAGAAGAACUGGAGCGUAAAUAUGACCGGAAAAAAGUACCCAUCUAUGAUAGAAGAAGUCUCGUCAUCAAUUCGAUCCCAGAAUUUUGGUUGACCGCUUUCUUGAAGCAUCCUACACUCGGAACGCUGCUCACUCAGGAAGACCAGCAGAUAUUUCGGUACUUGGAUAGUCUUUAUGUGGAGGACCUUCAAUACCCGCAAAAAGGGUAUUGCAUUACGUUCAAUUUCAAGAUCAACCCGUAUUUUGAAAAUGAAACAUUAAGCAAGACCGUCGACUACACUGACGAAGGUCUGGAGACAACAUGUACGACUAUAAGAUGGAAGGAGGGCAAGGCUCCUCCUGCUAUCUCUGCUGUCCCGGUGGAAGAAAGAGACAAGCGUCUGUUACCAUUUAUCACGAGCUUUUUUAAAUGGUUUGGGUAUGCAGCGGAGGACACAAUGGGGUCUGAUCAGGAUUUGGUCGGUGAUAUGAUCAAGGGGGAAUUAUGGGUUAAUCCUCUUAACCAUGAAGGUGAAGAUGGAGAGUGGGAUGACGAAGAUGAUGACUGAGUUUCUUUCGAUACUUUUUAGAAUUAUGUUUUUAAAGAGAACAAAGAGUAACUUUUUGACUUCUUAAACCUAUUUCGUUUGAAUCUUUCUGUUUUACUGUCAGGUAUUGACAUUGUUUUAUAUUUCAUGUUUUAUC